GUAUACAAACCGGUGGAACGAGAUGCUUAUCGGCAUGCAACGGGAAAGCCGUGAACGGUGAACACGAGCACUCGUAGCAGCCGGCGAUGUUUCGGGAGCGGUGAUAUGAGAAAGAUGGUGAGAGGCUCCGAUAAGUAACGACAGCUUCACUGCGGCUGUUUAGCGGUGCGUAUUUCCGGGACCCGGUGAGCGCGAUCGAUAGCUUUAUCGGGAUUGCCGCGGCCAGUCUGAGGGGUGUUGAAAGUGUCGGAGAGAAAAAAAGCAUGCAGCUACUUUCCAGCUUCAUGGGUCGGCACACGAAGCGAGGAGCCUCCUUGAAAAAAGGAAAGCGCGAAUCCAUCGGAGGUGGCAAUCUUGUUGGUAAUUGGCCGUAUUCGACGGGGGGUUCGGUCAGACCCCUUAGCAGUACCGUUGGCGGCGGCGGUGCAGCGGGGGGUACCAACAUGACACCCGACGAUCCCGCGCCUGACGAAGAAUUCGCCCUCGCCGUCGCGCAAAAAGCACAGAGAGAUGCAGAAGCAAUUCGCACCGCUCUGUAUCUCGGAGUGGCACUUGCGAUCACCUGGAUAAUAGGAGCGGCGGGUUUGUCGCUGGCGUGGCUGGUUUUGGUCCUGGCACUGGCAACAACCAUCGUUAAAGCGAGAGUCUCCCGGCUUCUUCAGACGGAAUUGCAGCACGAACUGGCCAGGUUACGUAGGAGACGGGCCCUGUACAAAGACGAGACCGCCGAGUGGCUCAGUCUGCUUCUCAACAAGUGGUGGAGAUUCAGCGCUGCCAGUAUAUUUUCUUUGGCGAAGGAACGACUGGAACCUCUUCUUAAUGAAGCCAAACCCGGUAUACUCGGCCCAUUAGAAUUACGCGAACUCACUCUCGGCGAACAAACGCCGUGUAUCACUCGCAUCAGAACACUCGAUUGCUGCAGCGAUGACGAUCUUCCCAAUGGCCUCUUCGGUCAGACUAAAUUGUCCAUCGAAGCGGACCUACGGCUGGACUGCGAGCAAUUCCGCAUGCUCAUCACCACGCGGUUGUUUGGUAAAGGUGUGGGGAUGGACAUCGACCUGGCGGUGGAGAAGCUAUCGCUGUCCGGCACAAUUAUUGUUAACAUAACACUGAACGCGUCGGCGCCGUUUCCACAUGCAACCGGGCUUAGCUUGAGUUUCCUGGAGAAGCCGGACGUCUGGUUCAGCGUAAGAAUCCUACGAGCGGUGCAGAUGAUGGAGAUGCCACUUAUCAAGACUUGGAUUCAUGCGGUGGUCACGGAUGCUCUGGCCAGCUGGCUGGUCGACCCAGGCCAUUUGGAGUUGAACCUGAGAGCGCGAGAGCGACCGGGUCCUGGAUUGGAUUCCGUGAUCAAUUUGUUGCCGCAAGGAGUGCUCACCGUUGUUCUAUGUCAAAAUGGUUGUUCUGACUAUUAUGGACUCGUUAGAAAGUCCCUAACUGGCCUUUCCCCAUUGCUAGCGAACGUCGCUGAUGAAGUGAGAUGGCUCGCGGUAACGGUGGGCGAUCAAAGACGAAUUACUUCGAACUUGAGUUCCACGUGGACCGAGGAUGUAUCUUUCUUGGUCGGGCCGUUAGACAAUGAGAGGAUCACCAUCAAGCUGAAAGCGAAACGUCUUGUUAGUACAAUCACUCUAGCGCAGUUCGAGUUAGCGUUAGGAGUUUAUGACUGGGAGAAUUCACAAAUCGUUGAAACAGUGUUGCAACAAAAGAAACCGUCUCGCAAUAGUGCUAAUAUUCCAAAUAUCAAUGCGCGAUUAGAGUACACCACUCUGCCGCAUUUGGAUCCUGAUUUACCACAACCAGAACUAACGGCCGAUAAUAUGCAUCUUGCAGUGUCGCGAGACUCUUACCACAAAGCGCACAAAGCAGGGGUAUUGGUGGUUUAUAUUCAUUCAGCUGACAAUCUUCACGGCGAUAUGGCUCAGUGUAAUCCUUAUUGCAUGUUAUUUAAUAAUCGAAAGAAGGUAAAAACGACACAUUAUGUUCGCUCAACUACAUCCCCGGUUUGGGACUGCAGAGCGCAAUUUUUGGUACAGGAUUACACGCAAGUGUCGCUAAGUUUCGUCAUUUAUUCAUGGAAUAUAGUAAAAUCAAUGGAUACGGACAUGCUUGGAUUGGCUAUGCUAUCUCUGUCUCAGGACACAACGUGGAUCGUUAGGAAGGAACUCACGCUCAGCGGUUCCAACAUCGCCUCCACCAUGACGAUCUCCGUCCUGUUUUAUCCUAUCAAAAGUGUACAGCAAGUAGUUAACAGUCGCAGAAGCAGCUUGAUUCCAACUACGCUAGACGACGAACCGAAAAUCAAACGAAACAGUUUGCCAUGGAUGCAACAGGCAAAGCUGUUAUUAACGCACAAGGACACCGAUCCCGCUUCCUCCGAUAUAUCCAGUCUCCUGUCCACUGGAAGCGGUUUGAUGGAGGUGACGUUGUUGCGCGCGAAAGAUCUCGUCGCGAAAGAUUUGAAUGGGUUCAGCGAUCCCUUCUGCGAAUUGAAACUGAACAACGAAACAAAAUAUAAAAGCAGCAUAAAGAAGAAGACGCUGAAUCCUUGCUGGGAUGAGAGUUCCAUAAUGGGCUUGCCGAAGACUGGAGAAGCUUUAGAUAUCGUAUUAUGGGAUCAUGAUACUUUCGGUAUGAAGGAUUACCUUGGGAAAGUAUCACUGACUCUUGAUGAUAUCAGAAAGCUAUCAAACAGCGAUCAGUCCCAUUGGUUUCCGCUCAAAGAAACCAAAACGGGAUCUAUAGAGCUGAAAAUUAAGAUCUUAUCGGAAGAGUGCGAGACACAAAGCACGUAUGCAACCAGCAAUGUCAGCGACAAUUCUUCUCGUUUGAACACCGAACCUGACUCCUUGUCGAGUAUUGUGCGAAGGCCUUCUAUGGAAAGAUCUAAAAUACGUCUACAUUUGGAUCCAGUUGUACCUCCUCCGCCUCCACCACGCACCGUCACUCUCCUGAAGCCAACCACAUCCAACCAGUCCGAUAAAGUUAGCAUCACCAGCAAAGAGUCGAAUGAAAUAAACGGGACGUCGAGCUUUUGGAUUCCGAAAGUCAUUACAGAAUCAGUCGCGGGUAAUUCCGUCGAUGAGGCCGACACCACCAAAGUGAUCGCAGAAAGGCGAUCUUCCCAUCAUAGCUUGACACCCAGCCCUGAACAAAAUUUCGGCAAGAAGUUACCACAGUACAACAGUUUUCGCAUGAUGAAGCAGAAGGUGAAGAGGGGUUUAAAACUUCGUAGAUUUCGUUCGGAAGUAACUAUAGAGGAUAAAAAUGAUAAUAAGGGCAUCACGCUAAGUCUGGAACCCAGAGGCGGCGGAGAGGCUGACGCCACGGAGCUCUUGUCGGAAUCCGGUCUUGCUCAUGCGGUGUCGCAACCUGACAUGUUAGGCAGGAUAAGGCAACCCAGUCCACGGUUAAGAUUGAGGCCGAAUGAUUUAAAAAUUGUCAACGGCACUAGAGAGAAGUAUUCCGGAGUGGAAGGGAAGGUUCUUCAGGCGCAGGGUCUCCAUGUAGCGCACAUUGCCCAAUUGUACUGCCGAGUAAAACUUCAAACAUGCACCAGUCCAGAUAAGAUUGUCUCGCCUAACGGCGGUAAGACUAUCGCGAAAUCACGACUCCUGCCAGCUAUGCCUAAUCCUCAAUUUAGCAUAGAUUUCCAUAUAGACGGCGACGGUGUACCGAGGCAGUCGGUACUAAUAUUCGAGAUCAGGAGCGCCAGUAAGGAGUUGCUGGCCAGUCGACGUAUAACUCUACAUGAAUUACUAGGUGUAUCUGCAGCUACUGAUGAGAUUCACACGUGGCUGGCAUUGAAUAACGGUGCCUCGCUGGAAGUACAAAUCGCUCACGGCAGAGAGCUUAAGAAUAAAUCGGCAAAAAAAUUGUUUCGCUCUUGGUCGGUUCAUCGGAUAGGAAAAAUAUGAGAUCUAAGGAAAACUAGAUGCAAUUGUACAUCUGUUUAACACGCAUGAAACUAUAAGAUUUUUUACUCGUUUCUCGAAAAGAAGUCGCUAGUUCGAAAACGUGAAAUCCGUCAGUAUUCAUUGUAUUAAUAAAAAAUGGAUAUAAAAAAAUUUUAAUAAAUUUUUAUCCAUUUUUUAUUAAGG
Molecule: messenger RNA, 4100 nt
Organism: Trachymyrmex septentrionalis
Lineage: Eukaryota; Metazoa; Arthropoda; Insecta; Hymenoptera; Formicidae
Product: tricalbin-1-like
Exons: 20
Coding region: 264-3917 (1217 amino acids)
Molecular function (GO): lipid binding
Source: RefSeq, a predicted model, not a curated record